Molecule: messenger RNA, 831 nt
Organism: Drosophila pseudoobscura
Lineage: Eukaryota; Metazoa; Arthropoda; Insecta; Diptera; Drosophilidae
Gene: gdl
Product: gonadal protein gdl
Exons: 3
Coding region: 123-719 (198 amino acids)
Source: RefSeq, a predicted model, not a curated record
UAUUUCGGUAUAUUUCUGAGAGUGAGACGGUAUAAAUAAACAACAAUAAACAAAGUUUCGAUUUGGAUGUUCAAAGGGUCCACUAACCCAUAAAACUAUUAAAAACAAAACGAAAGCACAGAAUGACUGACAUUACAGUAUCCAAUGAGGGUCCUACAAAUGGAAGUGAGCCGGUGGCGGUCGCAGAAGACCCAUUUCAGCAACCAUCUCCAGAGUUCCUGCAGCGCAAGAUCUACUUUCUCGUGGAUCAGCUUAGAACAAUGCACGCCGAGCUGCCUGAAAACCUGCAAACCCGAAUUUCCUACGAUCUACUAACAGAACUGGCCAAUUGUGUGCUCAAUGAUAGCAUUUUCGUCAUUGUCAAGGCUCUAAUGGAGCUCCAGCAUGAGACUGAGCGGCAUUUGAUCAAAAUGCGUAUGCAGGUGGAAAACGAAUACGAAAUUGAGGUGUCCGACUGGCGUGCCAAAAUUAAGGAUCCCGAGGAACUCCUGCACAUUCUGGGCCUAAUGAAACUCAAGCAUUCCAAAAAGCUAGUGGAGUCCGACAAGAAGAUUAUUGAAAUUCUAGAUCAAAAGGUUAAUGACCAGCAAUCCACUCUGCAGAAGGCUGGUGUGCCUGGCUUCUAUGUCACCGAGAAUCCCAAGGAGAUCAAAAUACAAAUGUUCCUGCUCGAUUUCAUUUUGCGUCUGAGUCGGCUCAAUUACGAGCCCAACAAGUAGCAGCUGGAGCAAAAUCCGGAGCCCCCAAAAAACAGCGCUUGACUUUAAAGUUCCAUACGUUCCUGUCUUAAUUAGAAUAUAUAGACCCAUUAAAUUAUUAACCGUGAUCAAA